AUGACCAUGUUCGAUGAUGCAUCAAUUGAAGACGCCAUUGGCAUUGUGCUUCGCGCAUGGGGAGUUGUUAAAUUUGGGAAGACAAGUGUUCUACAUGUGGAGUUCAACAAAACGGUUGAAGAAGAGGAUGAUGAAGCUAAUGUCUAUGUCGGUCUAUCCGAUAGAGAGGCUACUGAUAGAUUGGCUACUGAUAGAGAGGCUACUGAUAUAUGGGCUGAGGCUUGUGAAGCAGAUGGUGUGCUCACACUUUACGAAGACAUUGAAAUGCAUGAUAAUGUCACCGAAAGAGAUGCGAUUGUGAUUGAAGAUACAGAAGCAAGACCAUCAGUUGAAGUAACACCAGCUGUCAAGGAACGGGAUGAUGGUAUGGAUUUGGCUUCGGACACUAAGAGAUAUGUGAUAAAAUGCCGAGCAGCCAAAGAAGGCUGCAAGUGGUUUGUGCGUGUUGCAAAGUUGAUGAAUUCAUAUCGUUGGACGGUUAGAAGUUACAUCAAACAGCAUAGAUGUUCUGUUGUUACUACAAGAACACUGCCUAAUAGAAGGAGAGGCACACCAGGAAUCGUUGCAGCUGUUUUGGCUCAAGAUUAUCCCGAUAGUUUAGACACACCAGCUCCCAACGCCUUGAUCGAUUUGGUUCAUCACAGGGUGGCUGUGCAAUCGAAUCCUGGCACAAUAAAUCUAGUGGUUGUGGAUGAGGCCCAAAAGUUUAAGUAUCUGUUUUUUGCUUUGGGAGCUAGCAUAAAAGGGUUUAUCGCUAUGAGGAAAGUCCUCAUUGUCGAUGCAACACACAUGAAGAAUUUGGGUGUGGUUUAUGGAACAGUUGAAACAGUGAUAUCUGAUGUCCCUGGAUUGGUGUAUGUCCCUGGAUUGGUGUUUCUUUUAGAUAGAAACAAAAGCUUGAUCAAGGCAGUAAGUGUAGUGUUCCCUCAGGCCGCUCAUGGGUAUUGUAUAUGGCAUUUGUCUCAGAAUGUUAAAGUACACGUUCGUAACAACAGAGAUACUUGUGCGUUUAAGUUUAUGGACUGCGCACACGCUUAUACAGAGGCUGAGUUCUUGAACCUUUAUAAUGCUUUUCGCAUGAGGUAUCCUAGCGCAGCGGAGUAUCUUGACAAAAGUGUAGAAGAGAGGAAAUGGGCGAGAUGUUACUUUGAAAGAGAUAGGUACAAUGUUGACACCACCAAUUCAGUGGAAUCUUUUAAUGGUGUUAUUAGUGACGCGAGAAAGUUAAACAUACUACCAAUGUUUGAUUUCAUCAUCGGGAAAAUGGCUGAAUGGUUCAACAUACAUAGGAAGGAGGCGGCUGAAAUACCACCCACACUAAAGCUUGUUCCUGUUGUGGAAACCGAAAUGUCUAAAAGAUGUGUUGAUGCAGGGUUUCUUUCCGUUGUCGAGUUAAACAACUUCCAUCUUGAGUACAGUGUCUCAGGAAGUGACGGGAUGCGUUAUACGGUUGAUAUGGCUAUGAUGACUUGUAGCUGUGAGCAAUUUGAUAAAGACAAAUACUCAUGUGUCCAUGCAGUAGCUGCUGCCACAUUCAUGACUGAUAUAGCGGGAAAGGAACUUCAUCUAUCUGAGUAUUGUUCUAAGUACUAUUUAGUGGAGCAAUGGGCUUUGGCUUAUCACAGGACAAUAUAUCAUGUUCCUCAUAUGUCUGAUUGGAUUAUACCAGAAGAAGUUAAAGCAAUGUAA
Messenger RNA from Brassica oleracea var. oleracea, 1689 nucleotides. RefSeq lists its product as uncharacterized. Lineage: Eukaryota; Viridiplantae; Streptophyta; Magnoliopsida; Brassicales; Brassicaceae. The coding region runs from base 1 to 1689 and encodes 562 amino acids. The record is from RefSeq and is a predicted model, not a curated record. Gene Ontology annotation, molecular function: zinc ion binding. The transcript is spliced from 5 exons.